UAUCCACCAAGAACUAAAACGUCACCACAUCUUCCCUCCUCCCUCCCCCCAUCUCCUCAUCUCUCUUUUUUCCACUCAAUCCAUGGAGCCCAACCCCCCAUCCCAAACCCUUGAAACUCCUGACUGCCAAUCCGAAUCCCCAGAAGACCAACAGCAGCAGCCUCUGGAGCUCACCAAAACCCUCCCCAUAGCCUCCAUUUCCCUCUCCCUCUCCUCCUUCCUCUCCCCACAACUCCUCCUCUCCUCCCCCAAGAAACCCUCCCUCUCCCCCUUCUCCCACCUCAAAAUCCCCUCCCAAAUCUCCUCCCUCUCCCACCUCUCCCUCUCCUCCACUUCCCCCAAAUCCUCCUCCAAAGCCUACACCCCCUCUCGUAUCGCCAACUCCCCCCUCCAGUCCCCCUCCCCACUACUUCGCCACCGCCCCGCCGACCCCUCCCACUCUGCCGCCGGCCGCCGCUGCACCGUCGUCUGGUUCCGCGCCGACCUCCGCGUCCAUGACAACGAGGCCCUCAGCGCCGCCUCCAACGACUCCCUCUCCCUCCUCCCGGUCUACCUCUUCGACCCCCGCGACUACGGCAAGUCCUCAUCUGGCUUCGACAAGACCGGCCCCUACCGCGCCACCUUCCUCCUCCAGUCCGUCGCCGACCUCCGCCGCGGCCUCCGCGCCCGCGGCUCCGACCUCGUCGUUCGGAUCGGCCGCCCGGAGACCGUCCUGGUGGAGCUCGCCCGCGCGGUGGGCGCCGACGCCGUGUACGCCCACCGGGAGGUGUCGCAUGACGAGGUGCGGGCGGAGGAGCGGGUGGCGAAGGCGAUGGAGGAGGAGGGGGUGGAGGUGAAGUACUUUUGGGGGAGCACGCUGUACCAUAUGGAUGACUUGCCGUUCGAGUUGGAGCAGAUGCCGUCGAAUUACGGGGGAUUCAGGGAGAAGGUACGGGGGGUGGCGGUCAGGAAGACGAUUGAGGCUUUGGACCAAAUUAAAGGGCUGCCGUCGAGAGGUGAUGUCGAUACCGGGGAGAUUCCGAGCUUGGUCGACCUGGGGCUCAAGCCGGUACCGACCAUGUCUCAGGAUGGGAAGCCUGUCCUAAAUGCUUCACUUGUGGGUGGCGAGAUUGAAGCACUGGAGAGACUGAAAAAGUUUGCAGAUGAAUCCCGUGCCCAACCAAAGAAAGGGGAUGGUACUCGAGAUAGUAUCUAUGGCGCUAAUUUCUCCUGCAAAAUCUCACCAUGGCUAGCAAUUGGAUGCCUUUCUCCACGUUUCAUGUAUGAGGAGCUGAAAAAGACCGCAACAAGAGCAAUAUCUGCCUCCUCAACUCCAAAGACUGGUGCUGCAGCAGAUAAUGGAAUGAACUGGCUAAUGUUUGAAUUAUUAUGGAGGGAUUUCUUCAGGUUCAUCACCAAGAAAUACAGCUCUACCACAAAAAAGAUUGAAGCUGCGCCAGCCACAGCUUGCACUGGUGCUCUUGUUUGAGUCCUGCGGAGCCUAGAGAUUACGGAAAAUCAAAAGUCGGCAUUCAAUUCAGCCAAGGCUGUGCACUAAAAUGGUGUUUCUGAAAGACUUGGACACUUAUGUCAAUCCCAUCUUUCUCUCUUCUAUAAGUUGUAGCUCUUCAACUUUCUCAUACAUUGGUCAAAUUUUGGUCUGCAGACAUAGUUAUCUGAUGUUUGGGAGAGAUGCAUUUCCUUUUCCCCUGCA
Molecule: messenger RNA, 1693 nt
Organism: Elaeis guineensis (African oil palm)
Lineage: Eukaryota; Viridiplantae; Streptophyta; Magnoliopsida; Arecales; Arecaceae
Product: blue-light photoreceptor PHR2
Biological process (GO): photoreactive repair
Molecular function (GO): FAD binding; DNA binding; deoxyribodipyrimidine photo-lyase activity
Source: RefSeq, a predicted model, not a curated record